AGAGAAAACCAAUCAAGACUCCUGAAGAUAGUUGAUGCCUUUGUGUCAUUUGCAGUUGAAAAACUGGGUGACUUUCUCAUACAAGAAGUUGCAUUGCGCAUAAGUCUGAGAGAGGAUGUGCAGUGGCUGAGAAAUGAGCUGCUCUUCAUGCAAUAUUUCCUCAAAGAUGCAGAACAAAAGCAAGUUGAAGAUAAAAGAUUUCAACAAUGGGUAUUUGAAAUCAACUCUAUUGCUAAUGACGCUGUCGCUAUACUGGAGACUUACAUCUCCAUGGCAGGAGAGUCCGAUGACCAUGGAUUUGCUAGUCGUCUUAAGGCUUGCGCUUGCAUAUGUAGGAAGGAGACCAAAUUCUACAACAUCAGCAAGGAGAUCCAAUCCCUGAAGAAGCGAGUCAUGGAUAUCUCUCGCAAACGGGAGACGUAUGGUAUUAGAGACAUCAACAAUGCAGGAGAAGGGCCAAGUAAUAAGUCCGCUAUGGUUAGAACAUUGAGGAGAACUACCUCCUAUAUAGAUGACGAUCAUAUUUUUGUUGGCUUUCGGGAUGUUGUAGAAAGCUUGCUAGCUGAAAUUCUCAAAGCAGAGCCUCGCCGAAGCGUCAUCUCCAUUUAUGGUAUGGGUGGUUUAGGCAAGACUACUCUUGCAAGAAACCUCUACAACUCUCCUAAUGUAGUCUCUAGCUUCCAAACACGCACUUGGAUAUGUGUUUCUCAAGAGUACAACACCAUGGAUCUCCUUAGGAAUAUCAUAAAAUCCAUUCAAGGUCGCACAAAGGAAAGUCUGGAUUUGUUAGAAAAGAUGACAGAGACGGAUCUAGAAAUUCACCUUCGUGACCUAUUGAAAGACCGCAAAUACCUUUUGGUGGUUGAUGAUGUAUGGCAGAGAGAAGCAUGGGAAAGUUUGAAAAGAGCCUUCCCAGAUAGCAAGAAUGGCAGCAAAGUUAUUAUUACCACACGCAACGAGGAUGUUGCUAAAAGAGCAGAUGAUAAAGGUUUUGUCUAUAAACUCCGUUUCCUAAGGAAAGAAGAAAGUUGGGACCUCUUUUAUAGGAAACUACUUGACGUUCAAGCAAUGGUCCCAACAAUGGAAAGCCUAGCUAGAGAUAUGGUGGACAAAUGUGGAGGCUUACCUCUUGCAAUUGUUGUAUUAAGCGGACUACUUUCGCAUAAAAGGGGGCUACAAGAAUGGCAAAAGGUGAAAGCACAACUUUGGCGGCAUAUGAAAGAUGACUCUAUUGAAAUCUCCUACAUACUAUCACUGAGCUACAAUGAUUUGUCAACUGUACUCAAGCAAUGUUUUCUUUACUUUGGUAUUUUUCCAGAAGAUCAUUUGAUCUAUGUUGACAACAUAAUGUGGUCGUGGAUGGCCGAAGGAUUCAUACCAGAAGGAGAAGAAAAAACAGAGGAUGUAGCUGAGGGCUUCCUCAAUGAGCUAAUAAGACGAAGCUUGAUUCAAGUGGUAGGUACAAGUUGGAAAAAAGAUGUUAGAUGCAAGAUGCACGAUCUACUUCGGGAUCUUGCCGUGCAAAAGGCAUUGGAGGUAAAAUUAUUUGACAUUUAUGAUCCAAGAAAGCAUUCCAUAUCCUCCUUAUGUGUCAGACACAUCAUUCAUGGUCAAGCACAAAGGUACCUCUCACUUGAUCUUUCUAACUUGAAAUUAAGGUCAAUUAUGUUCUUUGAUCGAGAUUUUUUUAAGAUUGGUCUUAUAAAGUUUCAUGAUGUCUUCCAACAUAUAUAUGUGUUAUACUUGGAGAUUGGUUCUGGCGCUAUUCUACCUGAUGCCAUAGGAAGUUUGUACCACCUCAAGUUCUUAAGCUUGAGAGGUAUCCGUGAUCUUCCCUCCUCCAUUGGCAGCCUCAAAAAUUUACAGACACUUCGUGUCUUGAAUGACUAUAGACACUUAUGUCAACUACCCCCAGAAACAGCUAACCUAAUAAAUCUAAGACAUAUAGUUGCUUUGUAUUCAAGACCUCUGCAACUUAGCAAACUCACAAGUCUUCAAGUUCUUAAAUACAGUUGUUGUGAUCAGUGGAGAGAUGUUGAUCCCGUUGAUUUAGUCAAUCUUCAAGAAUUAGGCAUGUAUGAUAUUAUGAAUACUUACUCCCUAAAUAACAUUGGCAGCUUGAAAAACCUUAGCUCUCUCAUGUUGCGUUGUAAAGUUGAUGAAUCAUUCCCAACCCUUGAAUAUCUUAGUUCUUGUCAAAAGCUCGACAAAUUGUGGUUAGAGGGGAGAAUAGAAAAAUUGCCUCUCUUGGAACAUUUUCCAUAUUCCAUCACAAUGAUGGUCCUUUGGAAGUCAGAACUCAUGGAGGAUCCGAUGCCUAUUUUGGGAAUGUUGCCAAAUCUAAGGGAUCUGGAUUUAGUAGGAGCUUAUGAAGGAAAAGAAAUUACCUGCAGUAAUAACAGCUUUUAUCAACUAGAAUUUCUUCGUCUUGAUGGUCUUCAGAAUUUAGAAAGAUGGCAUUUAUCCACAAGUUCCAUGCCUCGCAUUAAAGGAUUUGGUAUCCAUGAUUGUUUAAAGCUGAAGGAGAUUCCGCAGAGAAUGAAAGACGUUGCUAUCCUGGAGAAGUUGAAGGGCAUCGAUCAAGAGUUUGGCGAACAUUACAGUGUCACUAGUUUAGGAUGAAGCUUUUCAAGCAUAUAUGAUGUCUUAUCAAUUUCGACCUCUUUCACAAUGGCAGAGGUGAAACAGGAGAAAUUAAAUGAUGCGGCAUCUUUUUUGCAAGCACAGAAGCACUUCAAGACCUUUGCAUCGAUGAGAGAUUGCCCAACCUUCGGCAUUUUCUUUAUGUUUUGUUUUUGUGAGUGUUUGGAAUUGGUUUGAAGAGAAUUGUGUUUGGACUGUUGUUGAUUUUGUAUUUUGAGAGUUUUAAUUUCUUUGUUCCAAAACAAGACAUGUUUAGAAAAGAAAACAGAACACCUGUUUUCAGAAAACAAACAAAAACAAUUUGCCUACAGCUUGUUGCUGUAAUAACUAAGUACUAUAAAUAAGUAUGAGAUUUAAGGUUUGAGUUUCUGAAAGGAAUUCUUCAAUUGUUAUAUUAUGCAAGAAUAUGAUUGUUGAA
This is a messenger RNA of Nicotiana attenuata, 3061 nucleotides long. Its product is annotated as disease resistance protein RPP13-like. Gene Ontology annotation, molecular function: ADP binding. Lineage: Eukaryota; Viridiplantae; Streptophyta; Magnoliopsida; Solanales; Solanaceae. Gene Ontology annotation, biological process: defense response to other organism. The record is from RefSeq and is a predicted model, not a curated record. The transcript has 2 exons. The annotation marks the transcript as partial.